Symbiodinium sp. CCMP2592 is the source of this 441-nucleotide messenger RNA. The record is from the annotation of a GenBank genome assembly. Lineage: Eukaryota; Dinophyceae; Suessiales; Symbiodiniaceae.
AUGGCUCCAAAGACGAAGAAGACGAUCAGCAAGAAGCCUGCAAGCAAAGAGGUUGCCCAAAAGCCUCAUGCCGCCAAGCCGGGAUCUGCUUGCCAAAAGCCUCGAGUUUUCGGCAUGUCUUUCGCCAGGAUCUAUCCACUUUAUGUGCAGAAGGUCGAGAAGAAGGGGCGUAAGAAGAGCGACGUGGACCAGGCCAUUUGCUGGCUGACGGGCUACAGCCCGCAGAAGUUGAAGGAGCAGAUCCAGCUCGAGAAGGAUGUUGAGACCUUCUUCAACCAGGCACCCCGACCCAACCCCAAGGCCUCCAAGAUCACAGGGACCAUCUGUGGCGUCGUGAUUGAAGAAAUCAAGGACCUAGUGAUGCGCAAAGUUCGCGUUCUGGACAAGCUCGUGGAGGAGAUUGCCAAGGGCAAGCCCAUGGACGAAGUCCUGCGAAAGUAG